CUGGAUGAUAGGAGUCGAUACUCGUAGUGUGUAAUAUAUAAUAGCAUGCCUCCAGCAAUAGCUCACGGCAUUAUGUGCAAGGGGUGGGGUGCUCUGCCUCACUGCACGUGCAGCCUUUCGAGGCUUUGUGGCUAUUUAUCUCCACAUGUGACUUGACGAAUUGUUGCUAUUUUUGCUGCAUGCGGCGUCCUUUCUUCGACCCUCUUCAGGCUUGCCAAGUGCGCCACGCGAGGCUAGACGGUUGCUGGUGUGGAUGGGUACAUAAACGGCAUCUGGGCGCUUCAACACACGGCGCUUAGAUAGUAGACCUAUGACAGUGCGGGUGAUGUAGAUGAGGCCGAGAGGGGCCUGGCCAUAGACCAUAGAUGAGAUAGGAGGUCCUGGAAGGAGGCCGCAUAACGGGCAUCAGCACUGAGGUCCGAAUUGGAGAGGCUCGUGCAAGGAUGAGCCUGAAGAGGGGUUGCUUGUGGUUGAGCAGGCUGGUGGUGAAGCUUACCUUGAUUGCACCGCUCAGUCGCUUGUUCUGCGUGAAGCCAGUGGAGACUGACCACGCUGCUGGUCGAACAACAUCACCAAUACUGCUGCGAUUGAAGAGCCCCCGUGCCAGACCCUCGCUCUCUCCCCACGGUCACUCGCGGUUUGAAUCGUCCCGCCGCCGAUGCUCCCGGGCGGCCUUAGCGAACGCGCCGAGCACCUUGCACAUCGACCUCUCCUCCCCUGGCAUGCAAGCAAAGGGCCGGAAGCCACACCGCGCCGCUCCCCGUUCCUGCUGGCCCCUCUGUACAGUUCGGAUGCUAACCCCACCUGCUUCUUCCCAGUCCACCACUCGAGCACGAGAGCUUGAGCUCAUGUAUCAGGCCAGGCGCGGCCAUGCUCCGCAAAUCUCCAUCAGCGACGACAAUCACCAUGUCACCGAGGCCAUCGGCGAUCUGUACGGCGAUGAGGAUGACUACCUGCCCAAGCGCGACUCGCGUCCGCUGAGCUUCAUAUCCUCUCCCCUCGGCGAGUCCCUCGAGACCGCUCCCCCUUCAUUCGACGCUGCCCGCAGCUCUCCACCGCGAUCCCCGCUCAGCCGCACACAAUCGAACGAGAGGACUCCCCCAGCGCAGGUCAAUGGAAGGCCCAAGAUGCUGUCCACCCGCACCUCCUCGUUUGGACGCGAGAACGACCCCAGCCCGCUCUCACCACCCCCUCUAAGCCGGACCAACUCGGACACCGCCAACCAACAGUUCCCCCUAAAUGACAUAGAUUACGAGUCGAGUCCGGCCGCGGUGGCACAGGAGCUGAGUAAUUUACAAGCGAUUCGGCGGAUGUCAAUGGACGUGAAUGCUUCGGACCCCGAUCUUCCCUCGUUCUCCUCUGGUUUCAGCGUUCCAUCAGUUGCACCCGCCAACUUCACCGACGAUGAAGACCCAUCGAAGUUAUUUUGGGUUCCUGCAAGGCUACAUCCUGAGUUGGCCCCGAAGGAGUUCAAGACAUUUAUUGAGGAAAAAGUCGAUAAAAUAAGGCGGAGGUCUGGUGGAGAGGAUUCGCUGUCUCCAGAUGGUGUAGGCCGUUCUGGAUCAGGGUCAGGGUCAGGAUCUUUGAAAAGAAAGAAGUCGAUGCUGUCGCGGCAGAUUGAAGGGCCAAAUAAUUACCGGGAUGGGGCGGAUAGAUUGGAGAGAAAAAGAUCUGAGAGGAUACAGGGCGAAGGAAGCACGCCUUUGGCCGAUUUGCAGGAGCUGGAACAUCUGGUCGAGGAUCCAAGCUCGAUGAUGCGCCGAAUGAGCAUUGACUCAGCAGCUCGUACAUCUACCGACUCGGGUAUUGAGCUCACGAGCGAGGACAUGCCGAUAUUGCCACCAAAGUCAGCUGGCCAGCCAACAUUGAAGAGAUCGACAAGAACAAACUAUCGACGUGGAAGUCUUCGAAAGGGGGAAAGGGUGCCAUUCUCUAGACGGAUGGCUGGACGACAGUCAGAAACUGAUACGGAAGAGUCACCAGUAUCUUCUCCAACGCACAACAAACACCCAGACCUGCCUACUAUAGGACUCACCAGAGUUCAAACAGAGCCAAUACAUCUGCGGCCAGAAACUGUGGAGAACUUUUCACGCCCUGGCCGGAAACGAUCGCCUCCCAUAACACCACCUCUACGGAAAUCUUCUGAAGAUCAACCAUUUCAGCAACCUCUCAUCACGAAAUCCAUACCCGAGCAAGAACCAGAGCCGCAAUCAAGAAAGUCCCUCCCAGCCAAAUCUUUCCACUCCCGCAUUGCGUCAAAUGGCCGUACCACAGCACCGCUACCUGGCUACACACCUCAGUCCGUUCCUCAAAUUAUCGAAACGCCGCCUCCGCCCCAGGAACCGCAAAGGUCGUCGUCCUUGCAAUUACCAGAAAGGAGUUCCUCCCGUGAAGCUCAUCAGCCUCGCCCUAUUCAAUCUCAAGCGCCGCCGCCUCGUCAACCACCUCCACCGAGACAGCAACCUGCAAGGCCUCCUAUGCAUCGCACAGGAACCCCUCCUAUCAAGACCGACAACCGCACAAUUGAGGACAUGGCCUCACAUCCCUCUCCCCUGCCCGGAAACCAAAGCACACGCACCGAUUCGUUAUCCUUCAUCCCGACGUUUUCUGAUGAAAAAGAGAAGAAGUCUGACAAGAAAUCGAGAGAUAAGAAGGACGCCGAAGGUGGAUCGAGGAAGACGAGUUGGGGAUGGCUAUUAGGAGGCGAAGAUAAGCAGAAGGAGAGAGAACGGGAACAGAAAGAGAAGGAAGAAAAGGAGGCUGCAAAAAAGGCCAAGAUCAAAGCUAGCAAGGUAGUGGACAAGUCUCAUGAUAAUACCCGACUCGAUGUACUCCAGUCUUCGAUCGACGGAUCGAAGGGAAGGGAAAGUAUUGUUAUCGACCGAGAAAGUCUCAAGCUAGAGGAAGAACGGAAAAAGGAGAGCACGCGGAAAUCUGGAGGCGAAACUAAGAAAGAGAAAAGUGGAAUUUUCUCUUCGUUGUUUGGUGGUGAGAAAAAGAAAACCGAGAAAGAAACAUCACACAAGAAGGGGAGCUCGAUGCGUGGUCUCUCGCCAGAACCACCGCCACGGAUACUCAAGCCCGACAUCGACUACAACUGGACGCGAUUCUCGAUCAUGGAGGAGCGUGCUAUCUACCGGAUGGCGCACAUCAAGCUUGCCAAUCCUCGCCGCGAACUCUACUCACAGGUCCUGCUCAGCAACUUCAUGUACUCGUACCUUGCCAAGGUCCAGCAGAUGCACCCACAGAUGCAGAUUGGACAAAAGCAGCAGCAACGGCAAGCUCAGCAGCAGAAGAAGGACCAGCCUGAGGAGUUUUCACAGUAUCAGCGGUAUCAACAACAGCAAGACCAAGCGGAAAACAAAAAGGCUCCAGGCGCUCAAGAGGAUCAAGGCAACCAGGAGGUCCCCGAACACGAUAGCCAUGGCCAAGCUAGGCCCGACUCCCGCGCAUCACAACAUACCCAACGCUCUCAGCAAUCUCAACACUCCCAGCACUCUCAGCACUCUCAACACUCUCAGCAAGCCGCCCAGCAAUCCCACAGCAAUUCAAACGGAAAUUCUUACAGCGUCUCUAGCGGGCAGGACUAUCUCGGUCAACCGCGCAACACCCCGCAAAGCAAGUCACCACCUCCGUCACAAACGCCGUAUUACGGUGACGGCAUGUUCGACGACGAGUCACCCUCGGAAGAGAACAAAAUGUGGUGACCCUAGUGGUCUAGUCAGUUAGGUGGUAUAAUAUCUAACUCUAAUAAAUCAAUCAAAUCAAAUUAUCUUCUACAUUACAACAGAGACAGCUCUCAUGUUCCCUUCCUCCAAGACCGAAUAUGUAAAUGGCUCUUCUUCUUGGUCCUCUUUCCUUUCCUCUAGUUCUUGUUUCCAAGUGCUCAGAAACUCGUAUCGUGUGCUUAGGACGGAUAAGGCGUAUUUUUGGAAGCAAGCUCGUUUGGGGCGGGGACACAUACGCACUCAUGAAUGCAUAGCGAGCGCUACUUUUUCCUUUUACUAGGGCUUUUACGUCUUCUUGUGUGCCCUUUGUGGGGAGCUGGCUGCUGAAGGCUGAUUUUUUCUUUUUUUCUUGAUGCUGUCGCUACUGCCCGGCUGUAGGCCCGGGACUUUGUUUCUCUGUACGAUAAUGUUUGGUUUUU
Messenger RNA from Mytilinidion resinicola, 4147 nucleotides. RefSeq lists its product as uncharacterized. Gene Ontology annotation, biological process: positive regulation of G2/M transition of mitotic cell cycle; establishment of cell polarity. The transcript has 3 exons. Gene Ontology annotation, cellular component: cell septum; cytoplasm. The record is from RefSeq and is a predicted model, not a curated record. NCBI's taxonomy places the organism in Eukaryota, Fungi, Ascomycota, Dothideomycetes, Mytilinidiales, Mytilinidiaceae. The coding region runs from base 444 to 3707 and encodes 1087 amino acids.